This is a messenger RNA of Lepisosteus oculatus (spotted gar), 851 nucleotides long. RefSeq names its product E3 ubiquitin-protein ligase RNF166. Gene Ontology annotation, biological process: ubiquitin-dependent protein catabolic process; protein polyubiquitination. Gene Ontology annotation, molecular function: ubiquitin protein ligase activity. The record is from RefSeq and is a predicted model, not a curated record. NCBI's taxonomy places the organism in Eukaryota, Metazoa, Chordata, Actinopteri, Semionotiformes, Lepisosteidae.
GCAAAAGUAAAACAACUUUCUCAGUGCUUCGGCAGAUCAUGGAGUCUGGAACUGCAGGUGGUGACACGCCAGUCGAAUUUGAGUGCCCAAUCUGUAAAGAUGUCUUUCUGGAUCCUAUUUAUUUACCCUGCAGACAUGCCUUCUGCCGGUCUUGUGUGUCUGAGGCUCUCCGGACCAGGAGCCACUGCCCCGUCUGUAGGGGUCCCAGCGAUGGGCCGGUCACACCGGCGAGAGAUGUCGUGCAGAGGAUGGAGAGCACCUCCGGCACUUGCGCAGAAUGUCGCUCCGUGGUGUUCUUCAGCCAAAUGAGACAUCACGCUCAAAGGCACUGCUCCGUCCUCCGCGUUGCACGUCCCUCUCCUGCAGGCCCGGCGGUGACUGUUGAAGGUGUCCCAGUGAUGACCUUUCAGUGCCCAUACUGUGAGGAAGCUGGUCUUGAUGAGCUGGAUUUGCUGGACCACUGUAAUGAAAACCAUCUCCGCGACACCAGGCGUGUGGUUUGUCCAAUAUGUUCAGCUCUGCCUCAUGGGGAUCCUACUUAUCAGAGUCGAAACUUCAUUGGACACCUAAUCCUGAGACACGGCUUCUACAUGGAGGACUUUAUGGACACGAGACAUGAUGACACCAUUAACGAGCAAGCUGCAAUCUUAGCAUCUUAUAACGCACUAGUGCAAUAAGCCUGGCAUGUUUCCAACCUAAAUGUAGUCCGAAUUUAUAGAAUGGUCCUCAUCAGAUACCUUGAGUAAAAUGUAAUUUCUGUGCUUCCUGUACUAAUUACUUUAAUCACAAAAUCAAUGUACUGUAUAUGGGUCCUGUCAGUCAUAUAGUUUUGGAUUAAAUCAAAACUGCUA